AUGACAGUACCAAGGCUGACAGAGGAGGAAUGUAUGCUGCGCCUUACCAUUGACCUCGCCUGGAGUGUCGAGUACGACUCACUGACAGGUUUUUGUCGCUCAAGCAACUGCGACGACCAUAUCGUGUAUAAGGAGGGGAGCAUCGUUCACAGGAAGACCUGUGAGACAGGCUUUAUGAAGAAGGCUAUUGUGGAGUAUUAUUGUUCAUCUAAUCUAGCUUUUAACAAGUCUACGUCUAUGUCGACCCUGUGGACGGCUUGGGGAGAACCACAUAUAUAUAGAUCACCCCUUGGAGUAGACGGUGACACAACACAAGAUAAAUUUGCAGCUACAUGUUUUGUUACUGACUAUGAAGUAAGACCCUGGUGGAGAGUAGACUUGGGGGCUGUGUACAGAAUACAUCGUGUAGUUAUAUACAACAGACUCGACAGUAACAGAAAUAGAGCACAUGACCUAGUUCUAUCUGUUGGUGUGAUGGAAGCUGACUUAGUUGCCCAGUAUUAUCUACCAUUACUUUUCAGCACCUACCCAUUUACAUUCAUCAGCAGUACAGUCGCAAAAUUUGUCCAACUUGAGAUCAAUGCAACUUUUGCUGAGCACUUCCAUUUAUGCGAAGUUGAAGUGUACGGAGUUCCAGAAUGUGGAAGUCUACCAAAUCCAAAAAAUGGUUCAGUGUUUUCCACGGACACUACCUUCGGCCACUAUGCUGAAUAUACGUGUAACACAGGGUUUAUUUUACUUGGAAACAGCAACAGGAAAUGUCAGUUAGACGGUACAUGGACAGGAACUGGCCCAACAUGUGAGGUCGUCGACUGUGGUCCUUUAACAAGCCCUGAAAACGGUACUGUAAUUGUGUCGGGUUUAACAUACUUGGAUAAAGCAACAUACAGUUGUUUUACAGGAUUUAGUUUGAAUGGGUCUGUGGCAAGGAUCUGCAUGUCAGAUGGAAACUGGAAUAGUUCUGUCCCGUCAUGUAAUGUUGUCGACUGUGGCUCUUUGUCCAAUCCUGAAAACGGAACUGUGUCAAUGUCUGAUUCAAUAUAUAUGAGUACAGCAACGUACAUUUGUUUUACUGGAUUUAAGUUAGCUGGGUCUGUCACGAGGACCUGCAUGUCUGAUGGAAACUGGAAUAGUUCUGCCCCGUCAUGCAAUUUUAUCGACUGCGGCUCUUUGUCAAACCCUGCGAACGGAACUGUGUCAAUGUCUGAUUCAAUAUAUAUGAGUACAGCAACGUACAGUUGUUUUACAGGAUUUAGUUUGAAUGGGUCUGUCACGAGGAUCUGCAUGUCUGAUGGAAACUGGAAUAGUUCUGCCCCGUCAUGCAAUUUCAUCGACUGCGGCUUUUUGUCAAAUCCUGAAAACGGAACUGUGUCAAUGUCUGAUUCAACAUAUAUGAGUACAGCAACAUACAGUUGUUUUACGGGAUUUAGUUUGAAUGGGUCUGUCAAGAGUACCUGCAUGUCUGAUGGAAAUUGGAAUAGUUCUACCCCGUCAUGCAAUGUUGUUAACUGCGGCUCUUUGUCUAACCUUGAAAACGGAACUGUGUCAAUGCCUGGUUCAAUAUAUAUGAGUACAGCAACGUACAGUUGUUUUACAGGAUUUAGUUUGAAUGGGUCUGUCACGAGGACGUGCAUGUCUGAUGGAAAUUGGAAUAGUUCUGCCCCGUCAUGCAAUUUUGUUGACUGCGGUUUUUUGUCAAAUCCUGAAAACGGAACUGUGUCAAUGUCAGAUUCAAUAUAUAUGAGUACAGCAACGUAUAGUUGUUUUACUGGAUUUAUUUUAACUGGGUCUGUCACGAGGACCUGCAUGUCAGAUGGAAACUGGAAUAGUUCUGUCCCGUCAUGCAAUUUUAUCGACUGCGGCUCUUUGUCAAAUCCUGAAAACGGAACUGUGUCAAUGUCUGAUUCAACAUAUAUGAGUACAGCAACGUACAGUUGUUUUACAGGAUUUAAUUUGAAUGGGUCUGUCACGAGGAUCUGCAUGUCUGAUGGAAAUUGGAAUAGUUCUGCCCCGUCAUGCAAUUUCAUCGACUGCGGCCCUUUGUCAAAUCCUGAAAACGGGACUGUGUCAAUGUCUGAUUCAACAUAUAUGAGUACAGCAACGUACAGUUGUUUUACAGGAUUUAGUUUGAAUGGGUCUGUCACGAGGACCUGCAUGUCAGAUGGAAACUGGAAUAGUUCUGUCCCAUUAUGCAAUUUUAUCGACUGCGGCUCUUUGACAAACCCUGAAAACGGAACUGUGUCAAUUUCGUAUUCAACAUAUAUGAGUACAGCAACGUACAGUUGUUUUACAGGAUUUAGUUUGAAUGGAUCUGUCACGAGGAUCUGCAUGUCUGAUGGAAACUGGAAUAGUUCUGCCCCGUCAUGCAAUUUCAUCGACUGCGGCUUUUUGUCAAAUCCUGAAAACGGAACUGUGUCGAUGUCUGAUUCAACAUAUAUGAGUACAGCAACAUACAGUUGUUUUACAGGAUUUAGUUUGAAUGGGUCUGUCAAGAGUACCUGCAUGUCUGAUGGAAAUUGGAAUAGUUCUGCCCCGUCAUGCAAUGUUGUUAACUGCGGCUCUUUGUCUAACCCUGUAAACGGAACUAUGUCAAUGCCUGGUUCAAUAUAUAUGAGUACAGCAACUACAGUUGCUAUACAGAUUUCGUUGAAUGGUUGUCACGAGGACGUGCAUGUCUGA
Mercenaria mercenaria is the source of this 2679-nucleotide messenger RNA. Its product is annotated as CUB and sushi domain-containing protein 1-like. NCBI's taxonomy places the organism in Eukaryota, Metazoa, Mollusca, Bivalvia, Venerida, Veneridae. The coding region runs from base 1 to 2679 and encodes 892 amino acids. The record is from RefSeq and is a predicted model, not a curated record. The transcript is spliced from 5 exons.